AGAACUUCGAUUCUUGCCAAGUCCUCCAUCCAUCCUCGGGUCCGUUUUACAAUGUCUGUCACUCUUCAUACCACUCUGGGAGAUGUGAAGAUCGAAGUAUUUUGCGAAACAGUCCCCAAAACUGCCGAAAACUUCCUUGCCCUCUGCGCGUCGAAUUACUAUGACGGGUGCAUCUUCCACCGGAACAUCAAGGGAUUCAUGACACAGACCGGUGACCCGACUGGAUCAGGCAAAGGCGGCCAGAGCAUCUGGGGCAAGCCAUUCGCUGACGAGAUUCGAACCACCUUGAAGUUCAACGGACGCGGCCUGGUCGCCAUGGCCAAUUCCGGGCCCGACACGAACAAGUCACAGUUCUUCCUGACAUACUCGAAGCAAGCGCACCUCGAUGGAAAGUACACCAUCUUCGGCAAGGUCAUCGACGGUGCAGACACGACGUUGGAUGCGAUGGAACGCGUUCCCGUGAAUGCGAAGAACAGACCAUUGAAUGAAUACAAACUCACUCAUGUUACCAUUCACGCGAAUCCAAUCGCAGAUGCUGAGCUAAGGAGAUAACAGCCGAUCUGCCCAUACAUAGUUCUGUAUUUUAUCUCCUCCCAAACCAGUCUCACGCUGCCGGAUAUUUCUGGGAGAUGUAUUU
Molecule: messenger RNA, 637 nt
Organism: Mycena citricolor
Lineage: Eukaryota; Fungi; Basidiomycota; Agaricomycetes; Agaricales; Mycenaceae
Source: the annotation of a GenBank genome assembly